UCGAGAGUGAAUUCCUACAACCAGCUCACCAUCAUGUGGAUUUUAAAUAUACAGGGAAUAGCCCUAUUGGGUUACUUUUGGAUAUUUUUUUUAACCGCUGCUGACUGCCAAAACCUGCCCGGAUCGAGCCGUCCCGCUAUUUCUAUGCGACGCCCGGUAAUGAGACAGUUGGUAACACAAUGUCCUGCACCAUACUUUCCCAACGGGGAAGCUAAAAUACGAAACCGGGGCAGAAUGAUGCGGUUCGAUUGUUCGUACGGUUUCAAGCUGGUUGGCAAUCGUUACUCCAACUGCCAAAAUGGACGUUGGGAUACUUCGAUUCCGGUUUGUGUUAGAUCCGGUUGCGGUACGUUGCCACUGGUAGCCUCUGGGUAUGUGCUGUACGAGAUGAACAAAGCGUCCGCGUGGCUUUCGUGCUUUGACGGAACCGAGCUGGCAGGUUCCAGAAACACGUAUUGUAACGGAACACACUGGGAUCGUCCGCUGGGUGUUUGCCGUCGUACGGGCCAGGGUACGCCUACUAGUUGCGACUUUGAGGGCGAAUCAUUGUGUGGCUGGUCGAACGACGCCUUGCACGAUUUCGACUGGAAGCGCAGCGACGGAACGCUAAACCCGCGGGCACUCAGAACUGGGCCGAAGUACGAUCACACCACGAUGCAACCGAAGGCAGGACAUUUUAUGAUCGUCGAUUCGGGCGAGCAACUAACGAACGAUACGGCCCGCUUCAUAUCACCAAUGUUCGAACCGGAGCUUAGCAUUGGAUCAUGCUUCCAGUUUUACUAUCACAUGUACGGCGAAUCGGUUGGCACGCUGAACGUGUACGUCAAACCGAUGAACAGCGAUCUAUACGAUUUACAGCCGACCUUUGUGCAGCGAGGAAAUCAGAAGAACAUUUGGCACGAGGGUCACGUAGAAAUCGCACAGCAAACCGACCGGUUCCAGAUCGUCAUCGAAGCAAGCCUUGGAUUGCGCUACAAGAGCGACAUAGCGAUUGACGAUGUCAGUCUGCUGCAGGGUGACAGUUGUCGGGUGCCGGUUGAGGAUAGUGAAGAACCCCCGCCGGAAGCGGAAAACGUGCCGGUGAAGAUAGAAUCGUGUGAGAAUCGGUGUGGUAGCAGUAUGGCAGCUGUUCUGAACAACAGUGACACGAUCGUGCAUUGUGAUUGCCACGAGGACUGUGUGACUAACGAUACCUGUUGUCCUGACUUUCGGGAACGUUGUGUUUUCGAAGUGCAGCAGGUCGUAAGUAGCAGCGUGAGUACAACCUCAGCGUCAACAACGGUUAAGGUGACUUCUCCGAAACCUACGUCAACAACGUCCACUAUUGUAGUGACAACUAGCACUACAACUUCCACGCCCAGUAGUACCACUAAACGAACAACGGUUACCAGCACUACUGCUAAACCGACACCGACUACUACGACCAGCACUACUCCAAAGCCAACGACAACUUCAACCGUCAGUACAUCCACCACGAAGAAGUACAAUCUACGUCCAUCCCGACCAAUCUUGGUCCCACUGACCAUGAGACCCCUACGGUUUACUACCCCUACCACUACCACCACCACUACCCCCGCCAUUACCACCACCACCACAGCAACAUCCACUUCAACAGCGACUACUUCGACGGCCUCCUCCACUCCUACUCAAUCCGACAUAGUAUACGAACCGACCGCGGAAUCUACCACGGAAGAAGUGAUUGCACCCGGGUUGGCCAUUGCAGUAAACGUUGCGGUUGAAAAGGUCCAGGAAACGCCUAGCUUGAUGAAAUUCUUCAUCUACGUAUUGGCCGUAGUAACGUUAUUCGUGUGCAUUUUGGGUGUAGCGUACUUUUACGCACGGAAAUCACGUUCCAGUGUGUUGGCACGGUUGAAGGAGAAAUCCCAUAAGAGUGGUUUCGAGGAUAUCCGAUUUUUGGCCGGCGAGGAAGAUUUAGAUUUUAACAUUUGCCAGGCGAACGAUGUGGGAGAAGAAGUGAAAGACGACCAUUCGGGACGUCCGCCAAAGAAUGGAAAGCAAGGUACGGAAGCAAAACGAGCGGUUAAGGAUCCAAAAACUGCCACGGAGCGACAAUCAAAGACCCAAGAAGUACAUGCACAUGGUCACAAUGGAGAUGAGCAUACCGAUAGUGAUGAUGAUUCGUCGGACGAUGGAAGAGGUGGUCGUGGUGGUGCGAAGAAGACACACGCUAAGGCGAACAAAAAACCGUAUCAGAAAUAUGUUAAAUACCAUGACGAGGAUAUGGAAUCGACCUUACUGUGAGGGCGAUGAUAAGCAAUUGUAGUUGGUGCCACUGUACGCUGUCAAGAAACCGGAAUAGCAAAGAGCGGGAAAACCCCGAUAAGAAAUUGGUGCCUUUUUGUUUUGUAAAGCACAACAGGAAAUGCGAUGUGCAAAUGCGUGAUAAACAUAUGAAGCAAACGGAACAACGAACCGAUUUGGAGGUGAAGCUCACAGACGCAUUCUUGGGGGAAGAUAAUUAUUUUACACCGCUUUUCAAAGGAGUCAAUCGAUGUCGAAAUGAAGUGGUCGAUAGCCUAGGUUAGUUGUAAGGAACGAUGAGGGAACACAUUUUAGAAAUAAAAGUUUGAAGUAAGACCUUUUAA
This is a messenger RNA of Anopheles funestus (African malaria mosquito), 2606 nucleotides long. Its product is annotated as zonadhesin-like. The transcript has 3 exons. Lineage: Eukaryota; Metazoa; Arthropoda; Insecta; Diptera; Culicidae. The record is from RefSeq and is a predicted model, not a curated record. Gene Ontology annotation, cellular component: membrane. Bases 34 to 2262 code for a protein of 742 amino acids.